Messenger RNA from Saimiri boliviensis boliviensis (Bolivian squirrel monkey), 2268 nucleotides. The record is from RefSeq and is a predicted model, not a curated record. Lineage: Eukaryota; Metazoa; Chordata; Mammalia; Primates; Cebidae.
AUGCAGUGGACAAAGGUGCUGGGGCUGGGGCUGGGGGCUGCUGCCUUCUUGGGGCUGGGGAUCAUCCUGGGCCACUUUGCCAUCCCCAAGGAAGCCAGCUCACCAGCCCCAGGGCCCCUAGUUACAGGGUCCCCAGCCCCCAGCGUCUCAGCCCCCCAGGACCUGGACCUGCAGAUCCUGGAGACCGUCAUGGGGCAGCUGAAUGCCAGCAGGAUCCGGGAGGACCUCAGAGAACUCUCCAGGGAGCCGCACCUUGCCACCAGCCCUCGGGAUGAAGACCUGGUGCAGCUGCUACUGCAGCGCUGGAGGGACCCAGAGUCGGGCCUGGACUCGGCCGAGGCCCCCAAGUACGAGGUGCUGCUGUCCUUCCCCAGCCAGGAGCAGCCUAACCUUGUACACGUUGUGGGCCCCACUGGGGACAUCAUCUACUCCUGCCGCCAGACCGAGGAGAACCUGACCGGGGAGCAAGGGGGGCCAGAUGUGGUACAACCCUACGCUGCCUAUGCUCCCCCUGGAGCCCCACAGGGCCUCCUCGUCUAUGCCAACCGGGGCUCGGAAGAAGACUUUAAGGAGCUACAGACUCAGGGCAUCAAACUCGAAGGCACCAUCGCCCUGACUCGCUAUGGGGGUGUAGGGCGUGUGGCCAAGGCUGUGAAUGCUGCCAAGCACGGGGUGGCCGGGGUGCUGGUGUACACAGACCCUGCCGACAUCAACGACGGGCUGAGCUCACCCAGCGAAACCUUUCCCAACUCCUGGUACCUGCCCCCCUCAGGAGUGGAGCGAGGCUCCUACUACGAGUAUUUUGGGGACCCUCUGACUCCCUACCUUCCAGCCAUUCCCUCUUCCUUCCGCCUGGGCCUUGCCAAUGUCUCCGGAUUUCCCCCAAUUCCUACACAGCCCAUUGGCUUCCAGGAUGCAAGAGACCUGCUCUGCAACCUCAACGGAACUUUGGCUCCAGCUACCUGGCAGGGAGCACUGGGCUGCAGCUACAGGUUGGGUCCGGGCUUCCGGCCUGACGGAGACUUCCCAGCAGACAGUCAGGUGAAUGUGAGUGUCCACAACCGUCUGGAGCUGCGGAACUCCUCCAACGUCCUGGGUAUCAUCCGCGGGGCUGUGGAGCCUGAUCGAUACGUGCUGUAUGGGAACCAUCGGGACAGCUGGGUGCACGGGGCUGUGGACCCCAGCAGCGGCACCGCCGUCCUCCUGGAGCUCUCCCGAGUCCUGGGGACCCUGCUGAAGAAGGGCACCUGGCGUCCCCGCAGAUCAAUCGUGUUUGCGAGCUGGGGGGCUGAGGAGUUUGGGCUCAUUGGCUCCACGGAAUUCACAGAAGAGUUCUUCAACAAGCUGCAGGAGCGCACGGUGGCCUACAUCAACGUGGACAUCUCGGUGUUUGCCAACGCUACCCUCAGGGUGCAGGGGACGCCCCCUGUUCAGAGUGUCGUCUUCUCUGCAACCAAAGAGAUCCGCUCACCAGGCCCUGGCGACCUGAGCAUCUACGACAACUGGAUCCGGUACUUCAACCGCAGCAGCCCGGUGUACGGCCUGGUCCCCAGCCUGGGUUCUCUGGGUGCUGGCAGCGACUAUGCCCCUUUCAUUCACUUCCUGGGCAUCUCCUCCAUGGACCUCGCCUACACCUAUGACCGGAGCAAGACUUCAGCCAGGAUCUACCCCACCUAUCACACAGCCUUUGACACCUUUGACUAUGUGGACAAGUUUUUGGACCCAGGCUUCAGCAGCCAUCAGGCUGUGGCCCAGACAGCAGGGAGUGUGAUUCUCCGGCUCAGUGACAGCUUCUUCCUGCCCCUCAACAUCAGUGACUACAGUGAGACACUCCACAAUUUCCUGCAGGCAGCCCAGCAAGACCUCGGGGCCCUGCUGGAGCAGCACAGCAUCAGCCUGGGGCCUCUGGUGACUGCAGUGGAGAAGUUUGAUGCAGAAGCUGCAGCCUUGGGCGAACGCGUAUCAACACUGCAGAAGGGCAGCCCUGAUCCCCUGCAGGUCCGGAUGCUCAAUGACCAGCUGAUGCUCUUGGAACGGACCUUCCUGAACCCUCGAGCCUUCCCAGAGGAACGCUACUACAGUCAUGUGCUCUGGGCGCCUCGCACAGGCUCCGUAGCCACAUUUCCGGGCCUGUCCAAUGCCUGCUCCAGGGCCAGGGACACAGCCCCUGGAUCUGAAGCUUGGGCUGAGGUGCAGAGACAGCUCAGCAUUGUGGUGAUGGCCCUGGAGGGUGCAGCAGCCACCCUGAGGCCUGUGGCUGACCUCUGA